Molecule: messenger RNA, 1986 nt
Organism: Colletotrichum siamense
Lineage: Eukaryota; Fungi; Ascomycota; Sordariomycetes; Glomerellales; Glomerellaceae
Gene: fsdR-4
Product: Fusaridione A cluster transcription factor fsdR
Exons: 6
Coding region: 1-1986 (661 amino acids)
Biological process (GO): DNA-templated transcription
Molecular function (GO): zinc ion binding; DNA binding
Source: RefSeq, a predicted model, not a curated record
AUGUCACCGUCGCUCUACGAGAAUAUCGUCACUAGGCUUGCGCAGAUGGAGCGUCUGGUAGAGGAGUUACAAGAACCGAAAGAGCCUAAGGAACCCAAGGAACCUAGUGCGCCCAAGAAGAAAGCAACUGUUGCUAAGAAAGGUCCACAAGUCUUGACACCUGAAGAGUCCUCAUCCAACACAAAUCCGCCUCAGCCGGCCCUCACCGCGUCGACAAUUUCAACUCAAGUCUCGCCAGCUUCGUAUCCACCAUCACCGGCUUCAAGCUCACCGAGGACUGCGAAGCCUUAUUAUGCGGGAGCAUCCGAGGGUACUGUUGGAACUGCUGGAUCAUGCUCGUUGUUCUCAGCCGAGGGCAUCGCCAAGAUCGACACCUUGGUUGGCGAUACUCGUUAUUCAGAUGCAGUGCGUAAUCUUCUGCAACAAGUAAGGAGCUUCGCUCCGAAAAGAAGUCUCGACUUUUCUUCUUCCCCGAGGGACUACCCAUUCCCCCCAAAUGACAUUGUCAUCUUCUGCGUCAACGAGUAUAUGCGGACACUCAACAACGGCAUAAGGCUCUUGCAGGAGUCUAAAGUUCGCGCAGCGGUGAAUGCUUACAUGUACGGCCAACCUUGUGAUGAGCCAGGAUGGGAGCUGGCCCUGAACGUCAUCAUCAUGCAUGAAAUGCGAAGGCGCGACUGGAAUAGCGACAAUCCCGAGCACAAGCAUUAUCUCAACAACGCUCUCGCUCUAAUUCCGAAUGCCAUUCUACAGACGCCGAAUCCCAUGACUAUUGGGUCCCUUCUCUCUCUAGUCUAUUACUUCAUAUUCUCAGCCGAAAAUCACAUUGCUGUCUCAAUACUUGCCCUCGCAACUCAGUUCAUUCUCCUCGCUGGGUAUCAUAAUCCAGACCACCCAAAUAAAGUACUAGGCCAUCCUGCCGAUGUCCUGCAUCGCCGCCGCUUAUUCUGGCAAGCCUAUGUCCUCGACCAUGAUCUCAUGCUUCGCAUCGGCAAGCCACCUCUCAUUAGCGACGACUUUCUUCUGGAGCUUCCCGAGGAGUUUCCGACAGACGGAUAUGGAGUAUACUACUAUCCCGGCGAUGUCACACUGAGCUACUUCCACCAGCAGGUUCGCCUGUCUCGAAUCCAAGGACACAUCUACUCAAAGCUCUACUCUCAGGGUGGAGAAAUAAUGUCGGCUGCCGCCUUAGAGUCUACAAUCGCACAAUUAGAUGCGGAAUUGCAGGACUGGUGGCAAGGGAUUCCGGAAUUGAUCCGGCCUGAGCCUCAAAUGGACUUGUUGGAUGCUGAUUACACCAAGGUGAUGAGCCUCACUGUUUUGAACUUCAUGUAUUUUCAACUGGUUGUCGCUAUCCACUCCGCGGCUUUCCGAUUGCCUCUUCUCGACGAGGAUGAUGAUGGUCUGCGACCCAGUGUUGCCUUGUGCGUGAAUGCCGCGAGGGCCGCAAUUGCCUUGUUGAAGCACCAGCAAUUGCAACAUCCAUUCACCAUUUAUCUGUUGUACCAGGUGGCUUGGAGCGUCGACAUCCUUUUCGUAAACAUAAUCGAAAACAAGACCUCGACAACAGCGUUGCAAGACCUGGAGCUCAUCAAGAUGGUCAUCAACUUCUUUGAGAGCUACGACCCAAAUUAUCAGACGGUAGCUUCAUAUCACAUCAUCAAGGUGUUGUACGAAGUCGCCUCAUCUGUGGUUUUGGGGUGCCCGCCAGGACCCUGCAGCCAGAUUUCGGCAACAACGUCGAUUCCCUGCCCGCAACUACUGGCUACGGAUGCGACAAGUAGUCUCGGAAUCCCUUCGACGUCUUCGCCUCGCGUACCUCCCGGCCUCGAAUUCGGUGGCGAUUGGGGGAAUAUCUCACUUGGCGGGCAUGACUGGUUUUCUGCGGGCUUUUUGCAGAUGGCUGAUUGGGGUCUUCCAAUCAGUUCGCAGUCUAUGCCAGGACUCUAUGAGGAUACCAGUCCCUUGAACGGAAACCAAGGCUGA